CCCUCACCAUUACUGUUCAUGUUUUAUUUUAGUUUAAAGAUGAAAUGAAAUGAAGCUGAGUUCAAGAAAACCAAUGAGUGUGUUUCAAGCCAAAUGGUCCCACUUUUAUGCAUGUGUGAGACUUGGUUUCAGACGUCCCACUAAUUACCCUUCUUCAGUUUUUCAACUUCUCUGCCUUUCUUUUUUCUAAUUAUUAUCCCAUGGGGUAUCCUGGAAUUGAUUAUUUAUUGAAUCUUAGGACCAUUUCAGUGGCUUAGUUGCUUCUUUUCUUUAAUGGGUAUGAGUGGUUUUGGCCUUUUGGGUUCUUUUUUAAGUUUCAGUUAAAAGAUUCUUCUUGGUGAGGUUGAGAGUUGGAGUGGAGUGGAGCGGAGCAACCUGAAAUCGUUGACCUAAUUUGGAAAUUAGGUGGUUUUGGACUGAGAUUUGGUUGUUUGAGUGCUUUUUUUUGAAGUGGGUAUGUCUUAUUUGGAGUGGUUUUGGGGUUUAAUUUCAUAGGAUCAGAGGUGGGUUUGUGAAAGUUAUUAACUUUCUGAAGCUACUGGUAGAUUCUGGGGGAAGUUUUUGGUGCAGAUUGGUCAGGUUUGUCACUGAAGAAGCUACAUUUUGAAAUUUUUUAAUUUGGUUUGAGGAAUUUGGGUUGGUUUGAGGAGGUUUUUGUGGGUGAUUUUGGCUUGAGAGUGGUGCUUUGAAGAUAAUAAUUAACUGGGUUUGUGGGUUUUUUGGCUUGGUUUUGGUGUUUUAGUUUGAGACAGGGAUUUAAGAGGCUGUUUUGGGGGGGGGUUUUUCUUUUGCGCAGCUCUUUAUUUGAAGCCCAGUUGUUGACAUUUUUCAGCUUGCAUUGUGAUAAAAAUUAUGGCUUGUAUGAAACUGGGAUCUAAAACUGAUGCCUUUCAACGGCAAGGGCAGGCCUGGUUCUGCACAACUGGUCUUCCGAGUGAUGUUGUUGUUGAAGUUGGAGAGAUGUCCUUUCAUCUCCACAAGUUCCCUUUGCUUUCUAGAAGUGGGGUUUUGGAGAGAUUGAUAGCAAAAUCAUCUGAAGAAUCAGAAGAAAAAUGUGUCAUAAACCUCCCUGACGUCCCUGGUGGAGCCAAAACAUUUGAACUUGUGGCUAAGUUCUGUUAUGGUGUUAAACUGGAACUGACUGCUUCAAAUGUUGUAUACCUGCGGUGUGCAGCUGAGGUUCUUGAAAUGACGGAGGAAUAUGGGGAGGGUAACCUUAUUAUGCAAACGGAAACCUUUCUCAAUCAAGUUGUCCUUCGGAAUUGGAAAGAUUCUCUAAAAGCACUACAAACCUGUGAUGAUAUUCUUCCAUAUGCGGAAAAACUUAAUAUUGUAAAGAGGUGCAUUGAGUCUCUAGCCAUGAAGGCAUCUACUGACCCAAAUUUAUUCGGUUGGCCUGUAGUGGAGCACGGAGGGCCCAUGCAGAGUCCUGGUGGGAGUGUCUUGUGGAAUGGGAUAAGUACAGGGGCUAGACCAAAACAUUCAACUUCAGAUUGGUGGUAUGAGGAUGUAUCUUUGUUAAGUUUACCUCUCUAUAAGAGGUUGGUUGCAGUAAUGGAAUCUCGCGGUAUCAGACAGGAAAUUAUUGCUGAGUCCCUUACUUUCUAUGCCAAAAAAUACUUACCUGGGCUGAACCGGCGUCAAGGUACUAGUGAGUCUAGCACCCGUCUAGCACCUGUGGCUUUGGCAACUCCUCCAUCAGAAGAAGACCAAAAAGUUUUACUGGAAGAAAUUGAUCGGUUACUUCCGGUGCAGAAGGGUCUAGUCCCAACUAAGUUUCUGUUUGGUCUACUUCGAACAGCCAUGAUACUUAGAGCAAACUUCUCAUGCAUAUCCAAUUUAGAAAAGCGAAUUGGGAUGCAGCUUGAUCAAGCUACUCUUGAAGAUCUCUUGAUGCCUAAUUUCUCUUAUUCCAUGGAGACACUUUACAAUGUUGAAUGUGUGCAGCGGAUUCUGGACCACUUCCUCGCUAUGGAUCAGAUCACAGGUGGUGCCUCUCCAUGUUCAGUUGACGACGGCCAGUUGAUGGGAUCACCUUCAUUGACACCAAUUACAAUGGUAGCCAAGUUGAUUGACGGGUACCUUGCAGAGGUUGCACCUGAUGUUAAUUUGAAGCUCCCCAAGUUUCAGGCCCUUGCUGCUGCUGUUCCUGAAUAUGCAAGGCCCUUGGACGAUGGUCUUUACCGGGCUAUAGAUAUAUAUCUGAAGUCACACCCAUGGUUGGCAGAGUCCGAUAGAGAACAACUUUGCAGGUUGAUGGACUGCCAAAAGCUAUCCUUGGAAGCUUGCACCCAUGCCGCCCAAAAUGAAAGGCUUCCCUUGAGGAUAAUUGUCCAAGUUUUGUUCUUUGAGCAACUACAGCUCAGGACUUCCAUCGCCGGCUGCUUUCUUGUUUCCGAUAAUCUUGAUGGAUCAAGGCCAUUGAGAAGUGGGUUUGCUGGCUCGCAAGAGGGAGGCUGGGCAUCAGCCGUGAGGGAGAACCAGGUUCUGAAGGUCGGAAUGGAUAACAUGAGGAUGCGAGUUUAUGAGCUUGAAAAGGAAUGUUCAAGCAUGAAGCAAGAGAUUGAGAAGUUGGGCCGGUCAAAGGGUUCUAGCACUUGGGGUAAUGUUUCAAAGAAAUUCGGGUUCAAAUUAAAGUCGCAGAUGUGUAGCGCGCAAGAGGGCUCAGUUAGCAAGCAGAAUAAUGGAAGUGGGAAGCUUGAGAAGGUGAAGGAAAGACAUGGAAAACACAAGAAAAACUUGUGACCAGAUGGGUAAGACCACCCACCCCAUUUCCAAUAAUUAAUUUUUCUCGAGGUUUCAGAGUUGUUAUUGUUUGUAGUUCCAGUUCUAAUAUUUUUUUCACAAAAACCAAAAGUUCCAUCACCUUGUAAUUGUGUGCCAUAGUUAUCUUCAAGUUCUCAUCAUCUCAAAUUUGAAAUGGAGAGACAGAACAUCAUGGUGUAAUUUGUUUCAUAUAAUAUUACUCGAUCUCCUCUCUAAUUGCUUGUAUAACAAGG
Molecule: messenger RNA, 2999 nt
Organism: Pistacia vera
Lineage: Eukaryota; Viridiplantae; Streptophyta; Magnoliopsida; Sapindales; Anacardiaceae
Product: BTB/POZ domain-containing protein At1g30440
Exons: 4
Coding region: 853-2745 (630 amino acids)
Molecular function (GO): protein binding
Source: RefSeq, a predicted model, not a curated record